Molecule: messenger RNA, 1989 nt
Organism: Pogonomyrmex barbatus (red harvester ant)
Lineage: Eukaryota; Metazoa; Arthropoda; Insecta; Hymenoptera; Formicidae
Gene: CCT5
Product: chaperonin containing TCP1 subunit 5
Biological process (GO): protein folding
Molecular function (GO): ATP hydrolysis activity; ATP binding; ATP-dependent protein folding chaperone
Source: RefSeq, a predicted model, not a curated record
CCAUUUGCAGCACUGCUCCGGUGUUCCGGUUACAGCUCAGCGUUGGAUAAGCGAUCGUCAUCAACCGUUAUCGGAGGAACCGUUGGUAUUGAGGAGAUCAGUCGUUUCGAUUUGGACCUCGCCAGAUCGCCAAGAUGACUGCCAUACCCGGGACGGUAGCGUUCGACGAGUAUGGCCGGCCCUUCAUCAUAAUACGUAACCAGGAGAAGCAGCAACGCCUUACCGGUCACGACGCUAUCAAGUCGCAUAUUCUGGCAGCACGCAAUGUGGCUAACAUCCUUAGAACAUCCUUGGGGCCUAAAGGAUUGGAUAAGUUAAUGGUUAGCUCUGAUGGAGAUAUUACUGUUACUAAUGACGGUGCAACAAUCUUGAAGAAUAUGGACGUAGAUCAUGAAAUUGCCAAGCUGAUGGUCCAACUGUCCAAUUCUCAAGAUGAUGAGAUUGGUGAUGGUACCACUGGAGUAGUUGUAUUGGCCGGUGCACUUCUGGAACAAGCCGAACAGCUAUUGGACAAGGGAAUUCAUCCGAUCAGAAUCGCCGACGGUUUUGAAUUAGCAGCCAAAUGUUCUACCGAGCAUUUGAAGACGAUAACGGACGACUUUAAGGGAACCCCAGAAAAUUUGGAACCUUACAUCGACAUAGCUAUGACUUCAUUAGGUUCAAAAAUUAUUAACAAGCAUCACAGACAAAUGGCAGAAAUAGCAGUACAAGCUGUAUUAGCAGUCAUGGAUCCUGUCACUCGCGAUGUUAAUUUCGAGUUAAUCAAGAUUGAAGGAAAGGUCGGUGGUAGACUCGAAGAUACCGUUUUGGUACGUGGCGUCGUCGUCGAUAAAGACUUCAGUCAUCCACAAAUGCCGAAGAGGUUAGAAAACGUCAAACUAGCCAUCUUAACUUGUCCGUUCGAACCGCCAAAACCUAAAACAAAACAUAAGUUGGACGUUACAUCUGUUGACGAUUAUAGAGCUUUGCGCGAUUAUGAGCGCGAAAAGUUCACGGAAAUGGUGAAGCAGGUCAAAGAUGCCGGUACGACAUUGGCUAUUUGUCAAUGGGGCUUUGAUGACGAAGCUAACCAUCUCUUGCUGCAGAAUAAUUUGCCCGCGGUUAGAUGGGUUGGCGGCCCAGAGAUCGAACUCAUCGCUAUUGCGACCGGUGGACGCAUUGUACCUCGCUUCGAAGAACUAACGCCAGAGAAACUUGGUCAUGCUGGUGUCGUCAGAGAGUUAACGUUUGGCACAACAAAGGAUCGAAUGCUAGUCAUUGAAGAAUGCAAGAAUUCCCGCGCUGUAACAAUCUUUAUUCGCGGUGGCAACAAAAUGAUCAUCGAAGAGGCAAAACGAUCGAUACACGAUGCAUUGUGCACCGUACGCAACGUAGUAAAAGACAGCAGGAUUCUUUACGGCGGAGGUGCGGCGGAAAUAUCUUGCGCGCUGGCGUGCAUGGCACAGGCUGAUAAAAUCAGCACUCUGGAACAAUAUGCCUUCCGUGCCUUCGCUGAAGCUUUGGAAAGUGUUCCAAUGGCACUCGCAGAAAAUUCUGGCCUCUCACCAGUAGAUACUAUCGCGGAAAUUAAAGCGCGUCAAUUAGCCGAGAAAAAUCCAGCUCUCGGUAUCGAUUGUUUAAAUCGAGGCACAGCGAAUAUGAAGAGACAAAAUGUCAUCGAGACGCUAACGAGCAAAACACAACAAAUUUUGUUGGCUACGCAGCUGGUUAAGAUGAUUCUUAAAAUUGACGAUAUACGGUCGCCUAAUGAAACCUAAAGAUUAAGUUUAUUUAUAAUUAUUAUGUGUUUUAUUAUCAAAUAUACUUUAUACUAAUUGAUAUUGUUUCAUGCUGCAUUUAUUUUUACAAUUGUCUCAUCGCAAUUUCUGUUUAAAUUGAAAAUUGUUUUGUAUCAUCUUGCUAUCCACUCAUAAUUUAAACAAUGUAUUAUUGUAAUACAAUAUCAUCUCACAGCAUGACAAUUAUUAAAUGAUACCUGAUUUACAGGCA